Eptesicus fuscus (big brown bat) is the source of this 1227-nucleotide messenger RNA. It is a transcript of the gene MGME1, whose product is annotated as mitochondrial genome maintenance exonuclease 1. The transcript has 5 exons. Gene Ontology annotation, biological process: mitochondrial DNA replication. The record is from RefSeq and is a predicted model, not a curated record. The coding region runs from base 137 to 1162 and encodes 341 amino acids. NCBI's taxonomy places the organism in Eukaryota, Metazoa, Chordata, Mammalia, Chiroptera, Vespertilionidae. Gene Ontology annotation, cellular component: mitochondrion. Gene Ontology annotation, molecular function: single-stranded DNA exodeoxyribonuclease activity.
AACGAGGAGAAUACGCGUCGGAAGAGGUUGUUAGCUACGUGGGAGUUAAGCGAAGGGUGGUGGCCGCUGAGGAAUGCAAAAACUAAAAAGACCCUCCACAUUGCAAGGAGACUAGAGAAAAGUGAAAAGUCUAAAGAUGAAGGCAUUUCAGACCAUCUGCAGGCAGCUUAAAAGUUCAAAGGGAUUUUCUGUAGAACUAUCCCCACAUAUGGGUUUCUCCACUUCCUCUUAUUCAUGUGGCCGGAAGAAAAAAGUGAACCCUUAUGAAGAGGUGAACCAAGAAAAGUACUCUGAUUUAGUACAGUCUGUCUUGUCAUUCAGAGGCCCUGCUCAGACUCCAGAAUCAUUGUUCGAGGAAGAUUCUUUACUCUAUGGACCUGUGAGUAAGUGUAAGCCCCCAAAGCAAGAUGAGGAAGCAAGAGUUCCAGGAAACUGGUUUCCUCUCUUCAAUCCACAGAGAAGCUUAAAGCCAAAUGCAACAGGUGGUGCGACAAUUCCUUUGAAAAUCCCUUUGCAAAGGAAUAAGAUACCAAGUGUGACCCGGGUCCUUCAGCAGACCAUGACAUCAGAACAGAUUUUCUAUUUGGAGAGGUGGAAACAGCGGAUGAUUCUGGAACUGGGAGAGGAUGGCUUUGCAGAAUAUACUUCAAACUUAUUUUUACAAGGGAAACAGUUCCAUGAAGCCUUGGAAAGCAUACUUUCACCCCAGGGGAACUUAAAACAGGGAUAUGAAAACCGUGAGUCUGGCUACAUCGAAAGCAUCCAGCAUAUUCUGAAAGAUGUCAGUGGAGUUCAAGCUCUUGAAAGUGCUGUUCAACAUGAGACCUUAAAGUAUGUAGGUCUGCUGGACUGUGUGGCUGAGUAUCAAGGCAACCUGUGUGUGAUUGAUUGGAAAACAUCGGAAAAGCCAAAACCUCUUAUCCGAAAUACAUUUGACAAUCCGCUGCAGGUUGUGGCGUACAUGGGUGCCAUAAACCAUGAUGCCAACUAUAGCUUUCAGGUUCAGUGUGGUUUAAUUGUGGUGGCCUACAAAGAUGGAUCCCCUGCCCACCCACAUUUCAUGGACACAGAGCUGUGUUCCCAAUACUGGGCAAAGUGGCUUCUUCGACUAGAAGAAUAUACAAAAAAGGAAAAGAACCAGAAUAUUCAAAAACCAGAUUAGGGGCAGGAUGCUAUUUGGAAACAUUCAGCACUUUCUCACAGUUUGGGAAAAUAUAUUGCUGUUUA